AUGGAUGAUCUCAAACGCACCAACUCCAACGACACUUACUCGGCGUCACCCAGCGCUGCCCACCGCUCUCCUCGAGCUACAACGACCAGCAUUGGCAAACUCUCCCUACCAUACACAACCGAUCCACCCUCUCCAGCCAAUCCGCCGCAACAGAAAGUAUGGCUUGUCUUCGGCGCAACAGGACACAUGGGGCGCUCUGUGACAAAAGCUGCCCUGGCCCACAACGAUAUCGUUGCUGCUGUUGGCCAAUCCUUCCAAGAUGACAUGGCGAGCAUGAAGAAAUGGCAUGAUAUCCCCGACCGGUAUCUGGGCCUAUUAUGUGAUGUCCGUGUACGCUCUAGCGUUUCCUCGGUCAUGGAACAGACGAUGAAAAAAUUCGGCAGAGUGGACAUCAUCGCCAACUGUUCGGGAUAUGGCGUGAUUGGUGCCUGUGAAGACCAGGAUGAACAUGAAAUUCGAAACCAGUUCGAAACCAAUUUCAUGGGCACGCUGAACAUAAUCCAACUGUCUCUACCCUAUUUUCGAAGACGCCAGGACGGGAGAUAUCUGAUAUUCAGCUCGACGAGUGGCGCGCUCGGAGUCCCGGGCCUGGGACCAUACUGUGCGACAAAGUAUGCUGUAGAAGGUCUAAUUGAAAGCAUGCUAUACGAAGUCGACUCGUUCAACAUCAAACUCACCCUCGUUGAGCCGGGCCACAUGCGCCGUGACGACAACGACAUCUUCCCUCCUCCACAACCAAAUCAACCUAGCACGACCACGACGACCACAACGACAACCAACGGGCGAGUCCCACAGCAACAACAGCAGCCACCAUCACAACAACAACAAGAACAAAAUCAAAAGCAGAAUAAACUGGCCCUCUUCGGCCAUUUCAAAGUGGCCCGCCCCUCCUCGCCGUACGCCACGAAAGACGCCCCGGCCGCCCACGCCCAGAGGACUCUCCAAUGGAUGGGCACAAACCAACCAGUCUCGGUGGUCAAAGCCGCCGAACUGGUUUGGCAGCUGGGCCACUGCCGGUACCCACCCCUGAGACUCUUGCUGGGGAGUUUCGCCGUGGAGAGCAUUCGCGACCGCUUAAAAAGUAUCAUCGAAGAGAUCGAGGACUGGAAGCAUCUGAGUUUCCCGCCGCUGGAGGGGUUCGAGGAGAAGGAGGACGGGGAUGAGAAGGAGGAAGCGGAAGGGGAAGGAGACGGAGACGGAGAAGGGGAUGACGGAGACGGCGAUGGUGAUGGCGACGGUGACGAACAAGAUGAACAGGGGGAAGGAAAUGAAGAACACAUCGAAAGGCAUGGCGAGGACUAUCCCUCUGGAGCGGGUAGAAAGGCUUUCGAUCCGGAUGACCACCUGCGGGAUAAAGAGGCACAGGAUGGGGGAGAAGGAGGAGAAGGAGGAGGACAGGUACAUAUAAAGCUGGAGAGUAACAUGGACGUGGACGACUGA
Fonsecaea multimorphosa CBS 102226 is the source of this 1440-nucleotide messenger RNA. RefSeq lists its product as uncharacterized. Bases 1 to 1440 code for a protein of 479 amino acids. The transcript has a single exon. The record is from RefSeq and is a predicted model, not a curated record. Lineage: Eukaryota; Fungi; Ascomycota; Eurotiomycetes; Chaetothyriales; Herpotrichiellaceae.